Molecule: messenger RNA, 750 nt
Organism: Drosophila sechellia
Lineage: Eukaryota; Metazoa; Arthropoda; Insecta; Diptera; Drosophilidae
Gene: Cam
Product: Calmodulin
Exons: 4
Coding region: 146-595 (149 amino acids)
Cellular component (GO): myosin II complex
Molecular function (GO): calcium ion binding
Source: RefSeq, a predicted model, not a curated record
UGUGUUAAUUUAGUAAAAAAUAAAGUUAACCGCGCGUUCCGUAAUUCCACUCACACACAUACCAACACCCAAGCAGCAGCAGUAGCCGCAGCGGAUUAAAACUUCGUCACUCUAGCAACAAACAGAAAAAAAAACACCUACAAAAAUGGCCGAUCAGCUGACAGAGGAACAGAUCGCCGAGUUCAAAGAGGCAUUCUCGCUAUUCGACAAAGACGGCGAUGGCACCAUCACAACAAAGGAGUUGGGCACAGUCAUGCGCUCCCUGGGCCAGAAUCCCACAGAGGCCGAGCUGCAGGACAUGAUCAACGAGGUUGAUGCCGACGGCAACGGCACAAUUGACUUCCCUGAAUUCCUUACAAUGAUGGCACGCAAAAUGAAGGACACCGAUAGCGAAGAGGAGAUCCGGGAAGCCUUCAGAGUGUUCGACAAGGACGGCAACGGCUUCAUCUCGGCGGCCGAGUUGCGUCACGUGAUGACAAAUCUGGGCGAGAAACUCACAGACGAGGAGGUCGAUGAGAUGAUCCGGGAGGCUGAUAUCGAUGGCGACGGUCAGGUCAAUUACGAAGAAUUCGUGACUAUGAUGACAUCGAAGUGAAGCGUUAAAUUAUUUCUUUUUAAGCCUUUCUAUUUUUUUAAGAUGUUGACGAAGACUGUAGCUGUGCGCAAUAACAUCGCGCCACGCUGUUGCUAUGGACCCCAGUAAAAGAUCUUAAAAAAAAAAACAACAACAACAAACAACAAAGAGUUAAG